Fusarium verticillioides 7600 is the source of this 540-nucleotide messenger RNA. RefSeq lists its product as hypothetical. The coding region runs from base 1 to 540 and encodes 179 amino acids. Lineage: Eukaryota; Fungi; Ascomycota; Sordariomycetes; Hypocreales; Nectriaceae. The transcript has 2 exons. The record is from RefSeq and is a predicted model, not a curated record.
AUGGAGGUCCGUGAGGCCGAGAUUGGGGAUCCCUCGUCGGUUGAGCAGAUCUUGGCCACCGGGAAGAUGGUCCGCGAUAUGCUUUCUCGUGUUCGUGGCGCUGUCAGCAUCGAGGACGGCAAUAACUUGAACGUCGCUGAGGGGGCUGAACAGUUCAACAGCCACAGCAAUCGCCAAAACCCCUCCCAUCCUCAUGAUGGCCGACGCCGAGAAGCCGAGACUGCCAACGUCCGCAAGAUCAUCGACUUCAAGCCGACUCCCCGACAUGGCAGACAGAUACUCCUUGUCGAGGCCAAUAGUGGCGGGAGAGGCUAUAUCCUCCAGGCCGAGUUUCAGUUAUCCUCGCAUGGUCAGGCGCUGGUUCCUGGCUUCUGGGAUUGCUUCGCUACGCCCAAACAAUCCAAACCCUCUCCAAGCGGACCAGACUCAACAGCAUCUACAUCAACGCUGAACUUGAUGAUCCACAUGGCCAUCUCUGAGAUCAACUUUGGCAUGCUAAUCUCCCGUCCACGACAAUGCCAUGAUCUUACAGCUUAUUAG